AGGAAGAGAAGGAGGAGGCUUCGGAGAAGGACAAUGGUGUCCACGCUGUGUCCCUACGCAGGGCGGGGGCAUUCCGGGCCCGUAACCACAGCUAUGACCCCUUCCAGAGACACAGCUGGGGCUCUGGCCGGGAGCUACAGGACCCACUGAGCAGGAGCGAGCCACGGGACCCGGGAUGCCAGGGGCCCCAGGAGGCCUCCUUCUUGCACAGCCCAGAGGACCUGGACCCCUUUCUGGAAGGGCAGCACCAGAGUGACCAGCUCCCCAGCCUGGGGGCUGGCUCCUGUCAUCCACCCCCUGACCCCUACCACCAGCAGGCUGCCACCUUGCUCUCCAAGUCUGUCUCCAUGAGCGGCAUCAACUGCUUCUUGGACUGCUCAGAUACAGCAGGCAACUUAGCUCGGGCCUCUGCUGCCGGCCUCAGCGAAAGCUGCAGCCAGCUGGAAGGGGGCUCAGGCACCUGGGCAGGCUCCUCCCUGCGACGGACCCUGAGCUUCAUCUGGGGCAUGACUGGGAAGGCCAAGGCCCGGGAAAAGGAGAAGAUGAAGGAGGCCAAGGACGCCCGCUACACCAAUGGGCACCUCUUCACCACCAUCUCUGUCUCUGGCAUGACCAUGUGCUAUGCCUGCAACAAGAGCAUCACAGCCAAGGAAGCCCUCAUUUGCCCAACCUGCAAUGUGACCAUCCACAACCGCUGUAAAGACACCCUCGCCAACUGCACCAAGGUCAAGCAGAAGCAACAGAAAGCCGCCCUGCUGAAGAACAACACUGCCUUGCAGUCUGUCUCCCUUCGCAGCAAGACCACCACCCGGGAGCGGCCGAGCUCUGCCAUCUAUCCCUCGGACAGCUUCCGCCAGUCCCUGCUGGGGUCUCGCCGCGGACGCUCCUCUCUGUCACUGGCCAAGAGUGUGUCCACCACCAACAUCGCAGGACACUUCAAUGAUGAGUCCCCUCUGGGGCUGCGCCGCAUCCUGUCUCAGUCCACUGACUCCCUCAACAUGCGCAACCGAACCCUCUCGGUGGAAUCCCUCAUUGAUGAAGGCGCAGAGGUGAUCUACAAUGAGCUCAUGAGCGACUUUGAGAUGAGUGAGAAGGACUUUGCCGCCGACUCGUGGAGCCUGGCUGUGGACAGCAGCUUCCUGCAGCAGCAUAAGAAGGAGGUGAUGAAACAGCAGGAUGUCAUCUAUGAGCUCAUCCAGACGGAGCUGCACCAUGUGCGGACGCUGAAGAUCAUGACGCGUCUGUUCCGCCCGGGGAUGCUGGAGGAGCUGCAGCUGGAGCCCGGGGUUGUGCACGGCCUGUUCCCCUGUGUAGAUGAGCUCAGUGACAUCCACACUCGUUUCCUCAGUCAGUUGCUUGAGCGCCGGCGCCAGGCUCUGUGCCCCGGCAGCACCCGCAACUUUGUCAUCCAGCGCUUAGGGGACCUGCUCAUUAACCAGUUCUCAGGUGCCAGCGCCGAGCAGAUGCGAAAGACCUACUCAGAGUUCUGUAGCCGCCACACCAAGGCCUUAAAGCUCUACAAGGAGCUGUAUGCUCGGGACAAACGCUUCCAGCAGUUUAUCCGGAAGGUGACCCGCUCAGCUGUGCUGAAGCGGCACGGGGUGCAGGAGUGCAUCCUGCUGGUGACCCAGCGUAUCACCAAGUACCCGGUGCUUCUGAACCGCAUCCUGCAGCACUCACACGGCCUGGAGGCGGAGCGGCAGGACCUGACGACGGCACUGGGGCUGGUGAAGGAGCUGCUGUCCAAUGUAGACCAGGACGUGCACGAGCUGGAGAAGGGGGCCCGCCUACAGGAGAUCUACAACCGCAUGGACCCCCGAGCCUACACCCCUGUGCCCAGCAAGGGUCCCUUUGGCCGUGAGGAGCUCCUGCGGCGCAAGCUCGUCCACGAUGGCUGCCUGCUCUGGAAGACGGCGGCGGGGCGCUUUAAAGAUGUGCUGAUGCUGCUGAUGACAGAUGUGUUGGUGUUCCUGCAGGAGAAGGACCAGAAGUACAUCUUCCCUGCCCUGGAUAAGCCCUCUGUGAUAUCACUGCAGAAUCUCAUUGUCCGAGACAUCGCAAACCAGGAGAAGGGGAUGUUUCUGAUCAGCGCAGCCCCUCCUGAGAUGUACGAGGUCCACACAGCGUCCCGGGAUGACCGGAGCACGUGGAUGCGAGUCAUUCAGCAGAGCGUGCGUGUGUGCCCAUCCAGGGAGGACUUUCCUCUCAUUGAGACGGAAGAUGAGGCUUACUUGCGACGAAUAAAGAUGGAGCUGCAGCAGAAAGACCGUGCCCUGGUGGAGCUGCUUCAGGAGAAGGUCGGGCUGUUUGCCGAGAUCACUCACUUCCAGGUGGAAGAGGAUGGUGGCGGUGGGGUGCCCUUGCCCACGCUGCCCAGGGGCCUCUUUCGCUCUGAGUCCCUGGAGUCCCCUCGGGGCGAACGGCUGUUACAGGAUGCCAUCCGUGAAGUGGAGGGUCUGAAAGACCUGCUGGUGGGGCCUGGCGUAGAGCUGCUCCUGACGCCCCGGGACUCAGCCCUGCCCGGGGAGCCUGAUAACGGUGGGAACACAAGUCCAGGGGUCACUGCCAAUGGUGAGACCAGGACCUUCAAUGGCACCAUUGAACUCUGCAGGGCUGACUCUGACUCCAGCCAGAAGGAUCGGAACGGAAACCAACUGCGGUCUCCCCAGGAGGAAGCGCUGCAGCGGCUAGUCAAUCUCUAUGGACUUCUGCACGGACUGCAGGCGGCAGUGGCCCAGCAGGACACCCUGAUGGAAGCCCGCUUCCCUGAGGGUCCUGAGCGGCGGGACAAGCUGACCCGCACCAACUCUAGGGAGGGGCCCCCCACAGCCCCCGAGAAGCAGGCCACAGAGCUGGCGCUGCUGCAGAGACAGCACGCUCUGCUACAGGAGGAGCUGCGGCGCUGCCGGAGGCUCGGGGAGGAGCGCGCCACAGAGGCCGGCAGCCUGGAGGCCCGGCUGCGUGAGAGUGAGCAGGCCCGGGCACUGCUGGAGCGAGAGGCCGAGGAGGCACGCAGGCAGCUGGCCGCCCUGGGCCACGCUGAGGCACCGCUCCCCACGGCCGAGGCACCCUGGGCUCGCAGGGCCCUGGACCCGCGGCGCCGCAGUCUCCCAGCUGGUGAUGCCCUGUACCUGAGCUUCAAUCCCCCGCAGCCUAGCCGCGGCCACGAGCGCCUGGAUCUGCCGGUUACUGUGCGCUCGGUCCACCGGCCCUUUGAGGAGCGUCUGGAACUGGGUAGCCCUGAGGAGCGUCUACAGGACAGCAGUGACCCUGACACUGGCAGUGAGGAGGAAGGGAGCAGCCGACUGUCCCCACCACACAGCCCCCGAGAUUUCAGCCGAAUGCAGGACAUCCCAGAAGAGACUGAGAGUCGGGAUGGAGAGCCAGUAGCUCCAGAGAGCUAAGGGAACCCCACAACCCCAGCCCGGGAUACCCCCCAUUCCCAGAACAUUGCCAACGGGGGGCAGACCUUGGGGAUGUCCAUCUGCCAAGGACAACAAGGGGACAUUUGAAAGAACUGCUGACUGUCCUUGCCAGCUCUUGGGAUCCUGGAUGCUUGGGGCCACAUAGGUAACUGGGGGUGGGGGGUGGGGGUUUGAGUCCACAGCGCCCCCUAGUGGCACCCAGGAACAUCACCACCAAUGCCAAUUUUUUUCAUGCCUCUUCCCUCUACUGUAGGGAAACUUAUUUAUUUAUUGUUGAUUAGUUAAGGAGUGAGAGGAGAGACUUAGAGGACCAGGGACAUGGGAACCAAGCCAUAGGGGGUCAGGGCCUAGUCCUUCAACACUACUGGGGUUCAUUUCAGGCUUCACCAUGCAGCUACUAGAGUUCUAGCCUCACAUCCCUGUCCACCCACCCACAUCCAUCUUUUGAGGUAUGGGAGGGGAGCCACCACCACAGGACCCUACACUGCCUUCCAGAAGGACUGUGGGCAGGACUGUGUCUCUCUCUCCCAUACCCCCAUGGCUUCCUGUUGCUGCUCCCCCCCUUUCCAUCCUCUGGUGGACCCCAGGAAGUUGCCCUGGACCCCAGGAAGUUGGCCUGCACGCCAGGCUAGAAUGGGGGAGGGUGGCUUGUGGGGGGGUGGGAAGCAAUACCAUAGCAACCAUAACAUUCUGGGGGUGUCUUUUUUUCUUUCUUUUUUUUUUUUUUUUUCUUUUUUUGUACCAAAGCCAGCUGCUCAUGUUUCACAUCAUUAAGGAGAUUGUGGCACUUAGAUUUCGACCUCUCUGAGCAUCUUGAAGGUGUUGGGACCAUGAUUGCUCACCUUACCCCCCACCCCAAGUGUGUGCCUCUCCAGACCUCUGCCCCAGUUAUGUGGAAAUGGAGUUCCCGGAUGAGCUCUGGCCAUCUGAGAACUCCAACCUCACCCCCACACCUUGGCAACGGUGCCUGAUACCACAGUGGGAACUAGGGAAGUUCUUCAAGAGACCCCUCCUCCCAGAGACCACCGCCCCAGAUUUUUUGUUGUCGUUGUUGCCAAUUGUAAAGGAAAGGGGG
This is a messenger RNA of Erinaceus europaeus (western European hedgehog), 4500 nucleotides long. RefSeq names its product Rho/Rac guanine nucleotide exchange factor 2 (gene ARHGEF2). Gene Ontology annotation, biological process: regulation of Rho protein signal transduction; actin filament organization; positive regulation of neuron differentiation. The transcript is spliced from 26 exons. Gene Ontology annotation, cellular component: cytoskeleton; ruffle membrane. Gene Ontology annotation, molecular function: microtubule binding; guanyl-nucleotide exchange factor activity. Bases 348 to 3404 code for a protein of 1018 amino acids. NCBI's taxonomy places the organism in Eukaryota, Metazoa, Chordata, Mammalia, Eulipotyphla, Erinaceidae. The record is from RefSeq and is a predicted model, not a curated record.